GCAGCAAGAGCAGGACAUAUUAAGGCACCGGUGUGCUGCAAAGCACUGUUACUGCCUACGGCGCAUCUGCGCCUAAUCCCACCACAGGCUGGAGUACCUACGGUUCGAACACCAUCAAUCACUUUAACGGUGCAUGUCUCGUCUUUCAACGAUGUAGAAGUCUUUGCAACAGCCACAGGCCAGCCGUACCAUGGUGAAGGGAUGCCACAACUGCUCCCGUUGUUCAGCGUAGAGAAAUGAUAUCCCGGCAUGCCACUAAUUGGUAGCAAGCGCGGCGUGGACGGUGUCAUUGUCACCAGUGACUCGCCGGACCUUCUCCCCCCAAAACAGCCGCACAUGGGCUCGAGCACUUCAACUCCGCUGUCACUGUGUGUCUGUUGUCCACAAAGGCGAGGCAAACAUUAAGCCCCUGAGUUGUUGCCAGUCAGUACGACUUCCUCUUGCCGCAGCUCGUGGGCGAUGUGCGCUUGUUCGAGCUGUGGCCUUUCUUCUUCUACUCCAGUACGAACGAUGAUGUACCAUAGGUGCUCGCGGUCACCGCUGUCUCUUGAGAGCAUGCGUCUCGUUAGGCACCUGCCGCGAGAGGGUGUGAAAACGAACCCACAAGUCGCCAGUCCCGGUAAUUGCCUCGAGGUCUUCGCCAGUAGUGCUUCAGUCUGACAGCGAGGACAACAGAAACUAACAUGGAAAACGCCGAAGGAAACGGCCCAUGAACAAGUGUCGAGUGAGCGAACUGGUGCUGUCGAGGCAGUACAGCCCUACAGAGACGCAGGUUGCGGCUGCCGUUCCCGAUGUCACAAGAAUGGGACGUGCGGGAGAUUGCAAGUGGUUCCGAUAAUUUACAUGGAGUACCUUCUUUAAUCAAAACGAUACAGUUUAGUGGUAAGUGUGCAACUAACUAGCCUUUAUCAUUCAUAUUUUCAUGCAUCAAAAAAACUCGACCCACUCUUGACAUUCUGCUUUAUGGAUGUCCUGUUUGCGGUGCCUGUUUUUUUAACCGGUCACGCCGUUUAAACCCUAAACGGAUUGGAACGGAGCCCUUUUCUUUGUGGAGUGCAAGUCCCGAAACUUGAAGAACAAUUGGCAGGGUAGCCCUGAGGUGCCUCAGUGUUUGUGUCCGUCGUCCCAGAGAGAUGAAGGUCGGAAUCUCACGUUACGUAGGACGCUUUACUGUCUUAAUCGGCGUCGUCACUCUUCUGGUUAGUAGUGGUCCGCAGAGAGUCACUUCCACAAUUUUCGGUGGUGCCUCGUUGAAGGGUCGCAAUCCAGUGGCUACUCUUCUUUGGAGAGUCCGAAAUGCACCAUUCGCAGAAGGUAUCGUUGCAAAGUAUAGAGUCCUCACGUCAGAUGAUGUGGCAUCGCUCGACGCUCUUGUCGAUAAAAUAAACAUGCUGGGUACUGGGGUACAUUUUUUCUGCCAAUAUGUAUCAUCUUUGAACAAACAUCAACGCGCCUUCGUGUGGGGAGUGGCCGAGAGCACUGAUGCGGCACAGCGCUUCAUCAACAAAUACUACAGGGCUCAAGAGUUGGUCGGCACAGGGGUUGCUUCUGGAGAUAUUCUCCUCCGUAUUCAGUAUGUGCUGAACGGCUAUACUGCUCUGCCUGUUUUGGAGGGCUACUCCAGGUUCAUCACAGAGCAGUUUUACAACUUUAGAAAGGGUUUCCUUAUUUUCUCGGGUGAUGUGUCGGAUGCUCUUCUGAAACAUGAAACACAACGUCUAUAUCGGAUUUUUAGAGACGGCCUUCCCCUUGUGGCAACAUGUCUCAAGUCCCUCAUCGCAAUGUCACUGCAGACGGACGACCGGCAGGUUCGCGAAGCUAGGGUGACAGCGGCUAGAGGGAUUGAUAAGCUUUUUCAUCUCGAUAGUACGCUGCUUGCGCUUUCCCCUAAUGCACCACGAGAACUUCUGGAAGCGCGCCGUGGGCUCCUGACGCAGGCACUGCUAUUUGCCCCGGACGCGUCAAAGAGAACAGAAAUCCCCGGCGGAGCACCAGCAUCAGGAGUUGUGAAUGGCAGGCCACAAAAUACACUCAAUGACGAGUCAUCGUCUGACAGACGAGCCAGUGACAACGCGGGCUGAAAGGGCACCUCUUGCAACCGAGUCGAGGGCAUUGUCAAGUUUCUGUCGAAGUUGUCGCAGUGCGGUUGCAAAUGUCAACAAACGGGUCACUCCCUUGAUGGACCGGACGUUGUUUCGUGGCUUGCGUCUGGGAGGUGACGCCAACUUUGUUGGCAAUUUCACUGUGACACGAUGCGAAUGGAGAGGACAUCAAGCGGUUCUCGCUGUGAAAUACCUUUUCCCGUUGAUUGUGAACCAGUAACGGUGGUAGAGAGGGUGUACGCCUCUCCGCCUAUGACAGUGUGAAGAUGUACAUUUUUCAACGCUAGGAGAAAAGGCCAUUCACGGAAGGGUCAUCGAACCGCAGCUUAUCCCUUAGCGUACUCUGCGAAAAAGCGCGAUGCUUCAUGUUAUCGAUCGAAAGGAGGGGCUAAUGCUGUUAUGUUUGAACUGCAAGCGGCACUGGUUUCGUCGCUUGCCCGAUAGAGUUGCUGUCGUUCAGUUUCGCGUUCAUCGAACGUUUUGCAGUUCUCCCGGUCAUGAAGUAGCGACAGCUCUGCCAUGGGAAAGUCCUUGUUUGCUCCUCGUUUAAUUCGAGGCUACCCAUCAUUCAACGCCCGUUUCAAGUGCAUUGCCGUUGAGUCCGUUCAGAUGCACAAACAAAAAACAGACCUAAAUAAUGUAUCACUGCGUAUAAGUGUGUAGCAACUGUAGACGACGGCGAGACGAUUCUCCUGAAACAGGGUGUGACCACUACGACGCCCUGAUCACACUCGCUGGGAUGCCAGUGUUGUUCUCAAAAACCGACAGUGCCCACGCUGCAUUCGCGUGUGGCCUAACGGACUUGCGGACAAACACUCUCAAGCAGGCUACAACAGCUGAUACCCACGUUUUCAAAUGCACUAAACUAUCUAUGGCUUUAGCUGGUUGCCUCACCGGUUUCUUAACUGGACGUCCUGCACUUGCAGCGGGGAGCGCUUUGCUUUUGACUACGAUUUCUCAGAUCCGUCAGACCGUGUCGUGGAACUCUGGGAAACCCCACAGAGCACACUCUCCUCAGCACGAGUCGGGCUUCACUGCUGAGUGACGCCCGUGUACUGGAAUCCCUCAACCCGGGUACCCUGCACUGCACUUCAGCCUAAACCAAAUGCGUGGGCUUUCUU
Molecule: messenger RNA, 3223 nt
Organism: Toxoplasma gondii ME49
Lineage: Eukaryota; Apicomplexa; Conoidasida; Eucoccidiorida; Sarcocystidae
Exons: 1
Coding region: 1134-2081 (315 amino acids)
Source: RefSeq, a predicted model, not a curated record